AUGAAUCAAAACGAUUUAUUUCUUAUUGAAGGGCUAAAAUUUUAGAGGAAUAACAAAUAAGAAAUCUUUUUGAUUCCUUAUGGAAAUGGAUUAAAGAUGAUUGUAAGUAUUAAAUUAAUUUAGAACACUCUCAAUCAUUCUUUGUUAUUAAACAUAGAUUUUUGUGAUGAAGGAGUAAUUUUUGAUUGGAGUGCUUACAAAGGUAACAAAGGCAAUGAGAAUUUGUAUUUCAUGGUACAUUUUCAUGGAUAGUAAUUCAAAGUUUUUGGAACUCCAAAUUAAUUAGAUUCGAUGUAUGAAUUUUCUGCAGGAAAAUUCAUUUUCAAAAGGAACGAUAUUUAUUCUUUAGAUUCUAUAAAUGAGUCUAUGUCCGCAUAUCAAGUAUAUAUAAGUUCUAUAACAAGUUAUUGACAAUAAUUAAUAGACUUAAUGGUAAAAAAUAUAUUGAAAAAAGAAUUAAUUAAAUAUACUCUUAAUAAAUAUCCAAUUCAAGUAUCACAGAUUUUGGAUACGAAAAAGUACCUGAAGAGAUACGAGUCAUCCAACUAUUAAACAUCCGACGGUGUCCUUACAUCAUGAAAAUAGAUUAACUCACUUAUGACGGAGAAUGCUAUUCGAUUAUUUAUUAAAGUUCAAAUUAAAUAUCUCUAAGACAAAUAUUGAGAAAAUACAAGAAUCCACCAGUAUCCUUUAUAAUUGAAAUCCUAGAAUAACUCCUAUUAGGUAUUAAGUAUUCAUAAGUUAGUGUUAAACAUAUUUGAGGAGCUAAAAAUAAUUCAUAAUGGAAUUACUUUGGACAAUAUCUGUUAUUCUCAAGAAUUCAAUUUAAUAUUUUUGUGUAAUUUCUCAUUUUCAAUAUUUGAAACUCACAACCAAUAAUAAAUGUAUUAUUAAUCUAAAUUUUAGAAAAGGUAACUCGAUUGGGUUCGUUCCACCAGAGCAAUAUCAAAUUAAUUAGCGAAUCUCCACUUCAGCCAACAUAUAUUAAUUAGGAGUUCUUUUAUACUAUAUGUAUGUAUAACUAACUAUAUUAGGCUAUUUAAUGAAAACCCAUUUGGAAAAGAUUAAAAAAAUAUAUUCUUCAAUAAUAUUGCUGGAAAAUAUUAAAUUCCAAGUACAAAAUAGGAUAAGAAUAUUGUUGAAAUAAUGAAAUCUAUGCUUCAAAAGAAUCCAUAGAAAAGAAAAACCUCAAAGGAAUAUUUGACGUCAAAGAUUUUUAUGCCAUCCUAUCGAUCAAAGAUUUCAAAACAUAGUUUCUUUACUUUUUUUUAAGAAAACUUUAAAUAAAAAAUUGAUGAAUAUGAGGUUGGGGAUGAUCUUAUCUAUGUUUAAAGUGUGAAAUCAUUGUAAAUAAAUAAAGGGAUUAAGAAAUGA
Messenger RNA from Paramecium octaurelia, 1374 nucleotides. NCBI's taxonomy places the organism in Eukaryota, Ciliophora, Oligohymenophorea, Peniculida, Parameciidae. The record is from the annotation of a GenBank genome assembly.